AGCAAAGGCCGGCCAGAAGGAUAGAUGCUGGAGAUUAGUGCGAGUAUUGCUGUUUAUAGCAUGCUCUAGCGGUCAACUCUUAACGGGUGUAGAGCUUACAAAUGAGGCGGAGUGAUUAGAAAACUGAUGUCCCUUGACCAGUAGCAAAAGUUAAUGUUCUCUGUUCCCGACGGCUAAAAGGCGAUAUGGUUGGCGAGAUUUUGAGACGCCGCGUACCCUUUGAAGCAUUGCUGCUUUUGCUAUGCUUCUGGGCUGCCUCAGUCACCGGAUCGGAGUACAUGAAGUACAAAGAUCCGAAACAGCCGGUCAAUGUGAGGAUCAAGGAUUUGAUGAAGAGGAUGACGCUAGCUGAAAAGAUCGGCCAGAUGACUCAGAUUGAGCGGACUGUUGCAUCAGCUGAUGUUAUAAAGAACUACCUCAUAGGGAGUGUCUUGAGCGGUGGCGGAAGCGUACCGGCCACAAACGCCUCGGUCGAGACUUGGGUGGACAUGGUGAACGAGUUCCAGAGGGGAGCUCUCUCAACCCGUCUCGGCAUUCCGAUGAUUUACGGGAUCGAUGCUGUUCAUGGCCACAACAAUGUCUAUAAGGCAACUGUAUUCCCUCACAACGUCGGCCUUGGUGUGACCAGGGACCCUCAACUUGCGAAGAAGAUAGGAGCCGCGACGGCUCUAGAGGUCAGAGCCACUGGAAUUCCCUACGUUUUCGCUCCCUGUAUAGCAGUAUGCCGAGAUCCUAGAUGGGGUCGGUGCUAUGAAAGCUAUAGCGAGGAUCCUGCGAUUGUCAAGGCGAUGACUGAGAUAAUACCUGGUCUACAAGGAGAUAUUCCUCCCGGCUCUCGAAAGGGCGUCCCUUUCGUGGCUGGAAAGCAAAAUGUCGCAUCGUGUGCUAAGCACUAUGUUGGAGAUGGCGGCACGACCAAGGGAAUUAACGAGAAUAACACGGUGAUUGACUUCCACGGGCUCCUUAGCAUCCAUAUGCAGGGCUAUUUCAGCGCCGUGAUCAAGGGCGUCUCCACAAUAAUGAUCUCUUACAGCAGUUGGAAUGGGGUAAAGAUGCACUCCAACCAUGAUCUAAUCACGGGUUUCCUCAAGAACAAGCUCAGAUUCAGGGGGUUCGUCAUCUCCGAUUGGCAGGGUAUCGAUAGGAUGACCCCCGUACCAGGCAGCAACUAUACGUACUCAGUGCAAACAGGAAUUCUAGCUGGAAUUGACAUGAUCAUGGUUCCCUACAACUACACCGAUUUCAUUGGCAACAUCACAAUGCUCGUGAACAAAAAUUUCAUCCCCAUGAGCCGUAUCGAUGACGCUGUGAAGAGGAUCUUGCGGGUGAAAUUCACCAUGGGCCUGUUUGAGAACCCGAUCGCCGAUCUAAGCCUGUCCCAUCAACUCGGUAGCCAGGAGCAUCGGGAGUUGGCGCGCGAGGCUGUGAGGAAGUCGCUCGUGCUGUUAAAGAACGGCAAGCCUGGUUAUGAACCGGUGCUUCCGCUCCCGAAGAAGGCACAAAAGAUACUAGUGGCCGGGACUCAUGCUCAUAACUUGGGAUAUCAAUGUGGAGGUUGGACCAUCACUUGGCAAGGCACUAGUGGCAAUAACAAUUCAGUAGGAACUACAAUCCUGGAUGCUGUGAGAAAGACUGUCGAUCAGAGCACCGAAGUUGUGUACCAAGAGGAACCAGAUGUGGGAUUCGUUGAGUCGCGCAAAUUCUCCUAUGCGAUUGUCGUUGUCGGUGAGCAUUCUUAUGCCGAAUCGUAUGGCGACAGCAUGAACAUGACGAUACCCGAGCCCGGCCCAAGCACUAUCAAAAAUGUGUGCGGAUCUGUCAAGUGCGUCGUCGUAAUCAUAUCAGGCCGGCCAGUCGUGAUCGAGCAGUACGUGGCCCAAAUGGAUGCGCUUGUCGCAGCUUGGCUUCCGGGGACCGAAGGCUUGGGCAUAACCGAUGUGCUUUUUGGUGAUUACGGAUUCACCGGCAAGCUCGCACGCACUUGGUUCAGGACGGUCGACCAGCUGCCGAUGAAUGUGGGCGAUCCGCAUUAUGACCCGUUAUAUCCAUUCGGGUUCGGUCUAACGACAAUCCCGGCGAAUGAUUCCUGAAUUCUGGUUUCCCUCUCAGGGUGAAAAACAACGAUCUUGUACUCUUCGAACGAAAAUAAAGGAAACAAAUUCAGAUGCUGCAGCAAA
Syzygium oleosum is the source of this 2177-nucleotide messenger RNA. RefSeq lists its product as uncharacterized. Bases 186 to 2090 code for a protein of 634 amino acids. The record is from RefSeq and is a predicted model, not a curated record. Lineage: Eukaryota; Viridiplantae; Streptophyta; Magnoliopsida; Myrtales; Myrtaceae. Gene Ontology annotation, biological process: glucan catabolic process. The transcript has 10 exons. Gene Ontology annotation, molecular function: beta-glucosidase activity.